This is a messenger RNA of Rattus norvegicus (Norway rat), 1670 nucleotides long. It is a transcript of the gene Mpnd, whose product is annotated as MPN domain containing. NCBI's taxonomy places the organism in Eukaryota, Metazoa, Chordata, Mammalia, Rodentia, Muridae. The record is from RefSeq and is a predicted model, not a curated record. Gene Ontology annotation, molecular function: peptidase activity.
UAUAGAGGCAAAAGCCGGCUUGACACAACUUUGGAUCCACCUAUAGCGUGAGUCUGCCUUCCCAUAGAGCGACCAAUAGGCUGCGGAAUCCCGCGCGGGGAGGAGCCCGGUCACUCGGAGGAAGCUGUGCAGGGACACAGCGGCCAUGGCAGCUCCCGAGUCUCUGUCCUCCACGGCCACGGCCGAGGAGGCGCCGGAGGAGGAUGAGGACGAGGCGGAGACCGAGGACCCGGAGCGCGGGACGGGUAGCGGAGGGCGCAGCGGCAGCCUCGGUGGCAGCGGAGGCAGCACGGCAGGGCCUGGGUUGGCCCUAGGGGGCGCGCUCACGAGGCGCGCGGUCACGCUGCGGGUGCUGCUCAAAGACGAGCUGCUGGAGCCCGGUGAGGGGGUGCUAUCCAUCUACUACCUGGGCAGGAAGUUUAUCGGGGACCUGAAACUAGAUGGCAGGAUCGUGUGGCAGGAAAAUGGACAAGUCUUCAACUCGCCCAGCGCCUGGGCCACACACUGCAAGAAGCUUGUCAACCCAGCCAAGAAGUCUGGCUGUGGCUGGGCCUCUGUCAAGUACAAGGGCCAGAAGCUGGACAAAUACAAGGCCGCUUGGCUCCGCCGUCACCAGCUACAUAUGCCCGUAGCUGCUGCUGAUGAGAGUCCCACCAGUGAAGGGGAGGAGGAGGAACUGCUGCUGGAGGAGGAGGAGGAGGAUGUGCUGGCUGGGGUUUCAUCAGAAUACAAAGGCCACAGACCUCCUGGGAAGGGUUCCUUGGAGCCAGAAGCCACACCCCCAGGGAAACGUGUGGACAAGGUCCGGGUGCCCGUCCGUUACUGCAUGCUGGGCAGCAGAGAUUCUGCCAGGAACCCCCACACUCUGGUAGAAGUAACAUCCUUCGCUGCCAUCAACAAGUUCCAGCCAUUCAACGUGGCCGUUUCCAGUAAUGUGCUGUUCCUCUUGGACUUCCACUGUCACCUGACUCGGAGUGAGGUCGUGGGCUACCUUGGUGGUCGCUGGGACAUCAAUAAUCAGAUGCUGACCGUGCUGAGAGCCUUCCCCUGCAGGAGUCGGCUAGGGGACCCUGAUACUGCAGCCACGGUUGAGGAGGAGAUCCACCAGGUCCUGUUCCUGCGAGGCCUGUCCCUGGUGGGCUGGUACCACAGCCACCCACACAGCCCUGCAGCACCCUCCUUGCAGGACAUCGAUGCACAGAUGGAGUACCAGUUGAGACUGCAAGGCUCCAACAAUGGCUUCCAGCCCUGCCUGGCCCUGCUGUGCUCCCCCUACUACUCCGGCAACCCAGGCCCUGAGUCCAAGAUCUGCCCUUUCUGGGUGAUGCCUCCCCCUGAGCAGCAAAGGCCCAGUGACUAUGGAAUCCCCAUGGAUGUAGAGAUGGCGUAUGUCCAAGAUAGCUUCCUGACCAACGAUGUUCUUCAGGAGAUGAUGAUGCUGGUGGAGUUCUACAAAGGUGCCCCUGACCUUGUGAAGUUCCAAGAGGCCUGGAGCCCAGAGCAUACCUACCUGGACAAGCUCAAGAUGUCCUUGGCCAGCAGGACCCCGAAGGACCAGGGCAUGUGCCACGUGCUGGAGCAGGUCUGCAGCGUGCUCAAGCAGGGGAGCUGAGGCUGUAAGCUUUGCUGUCCUGGGACAGGCUGGGUAAUAAAGUCUCUGAGUGCCUACA